GUUAAACCCUAAUAAAUGAAAAAUCCUUGCUUUUCUCCCUUCCUCUGUAAAAGACGAAAGAGAACAGAAGACACCAUUCAUCGGUCCGUAAAGAUGGGUUCCAAUAACCUACCUACAACAGUUGACAAGGAGCAGAUUUUUGGCAUGGCCGAGAAGGAGAUGGAGUACAGGGUUGAAUCAUUUAACAAGCUCACUCAGACAUGCUUCAACAAGUGUGUCGAUAGAAGGUACAAGGACCCUGAGCUAAAUAUUGGCGAAAAUAGCUGCAUUGAUCGUUGUGUAUCAAAAUAUUGGCAGGCGACAAACCUUAUUGGUCAGAUGCUUGGUAAUGGACGAUCACCGAUGUGAAAUUCUUCUACGCCUGACCAUAUAAAGUUCUGAAGAGCAGGAUGACUUCUUGCCACCAAAGCCAUGAAAUUUUGAUGUUUUUCUGAGAUUUACAGUAAUGUAUUUUAGCGGUUGAUAAAGAAAUGCAGAUAAGCAUAUAGGUUUUCCUUUUUUUUAUUUUUAAAAAGGAUUAGUUCCAGCGCCUCCAUUCUUUAUAUGCAAGUAUUUUAAUUAAAGCUUUGCCAUAUGAUCCUUCUAAUGUAACUGAAUUUCCUCUUUCCACAUUUGUCAUGUUAGACGAAUUUCCUA
Nicotiana tabacum (common tobacco) is the source of this 636-nucleotide messenger RNA. RefSeq names its product mitochondrial import inner membrane translocase subunit TIM10-like. Gene Ontology annotation, cellular component: mitochondrial inner membrane. The record is from RefSeq and is a predicted model, not a curated record. NCBI's taxonomy places the organism in Eukaryota, Viridiplantae, Streptophyta, Magnoliopsida, Solanales, Solanaceae. Gene Ontology annotation, biological process: protein insertion into mitochondrial inner membrane.